GAGAGCAGAAAAUCGCAGGGGAAGGUAGAGAUUGUGGCAAACUUUCUAGCUGCUUCUGCGUGCUGCUCCCUCCGUGGUGGGAGUGUCUGGCCAUCAGGAGCUGCCAAGCCCCAGCCUCGGAGCCCCGGGGCUCCCAGAAAGACUUCCAGUUGCCUUUAGAGGAGGAACUGCCGGCAGCGCGAGCUUUCGCGUGUGCACGCUAGUCGAUGUUGCAGCUCUAGAGGAAACAAAGAUUCGUCUUCACAACUUGCUUUUCACUAUCUGAAUGCUGAAAGGAGAAUGAACACAUUUUAGAAUUUUACAGGAAUCAAAUAAUCUAGGAACAAGAACAUUGCCAAGAGUAGCAGACUUCAGAAAGCCCAGAAACUGGUCAGUGAUAAACCCGCUUUGGCCAUACGUUUUGGGAAUGAGUACCAUUGAGACAGCAAAGCUUGAAGAGCAUAUGGAGGGUCAAAGCAAUGACACUUCUAAUGGCUACUCACGACCUACUCUCUCAGUCAGUGAAGAGAACAAAAAUGGCACUAGCAAACCAAAGGGGUUGCCUAAUGGCUUGCGAAAAACAGCAAAGAAAUAUCCUGAUUACAUCCAGAUUGCUAUGCCUGCAGAGUCUAGGAACAAAUUUCCUCUGGAGUGGUGGAAAACAGGCGUUGCCUUCGUCUAUGCUCUCUUCAACUUGAUUCUAACAACUGUCAUGAUCACUGUGGUCCAUGAGAGAGUACCUCCAAAGGAACUAAGCCCUCCCUUGCCUGACAAGUUUUUUGAUUACAUAGAUCGUGUGACAUGGGCUUUUUCUGUAUCAGAAAUAAAUGGAAUGAUACUAGUUGGGUUAUGGAUAUUCCAGUGGUUGUUUCUUAGGUACAAAUCAAUAGUGGGGCGCAGGUUCUUUUUCAUAAUAGGAACUUUGUAUCUCUACCGCUGUAUUACUAUGUACGUUACCACCCUACCUGUGCCUGGAAUGCAUUUUCAGUGUGCACCAAAGUUGAAUGGAGAUUCUCAGGCCAAGGUUCAGAGGAUCCUGCGGCUGAUUUCUGGUGGUGGUCUAUCCAUAACUGGAUCACACAUCCUAUGUGGAGACUUCCUGUUUAGUGGUCACACUGUGGUAUUAACGCUGAUCUACCUGUUCAUCAAAGAGUAUUCACCACGUCAUUUCUGGUGGUAUCACCUCAUCUGCUGGCUAAUGAGUGCUGCUGGCAUCAUUUGUAUCCUUGUUGCUCAUGAACACUAUACCAUAGACGUCAUCAUUGCUUACUUUAUCACCACGAGGCUUUUCUGGUGGUACCACUCAAUGGCUAAUGAAAAGACUCUAAAGGUCUCUUCGCAGACAAACUUUCUCUCUCGAGCAUGGUGGUAUCCAAUAUUUUAUUUCUUUGAGAAGAAUGUGCAAGGCUCUGUUCCUUGCAGCUUUUCCUGGCCGAUAUCUUGGCCUCCCAGCUGCUUCAAAUCUUCAUGCAAAAAGUAUUCACGGGUUCAGAAGACAGGAGAAGACAAUGAAAAAUCAACCUGAAGAAAGGAAGGAAAGCAUCUGCUCUGUUUCUUUACCAAAACAUUAAUGCUGUAACCAAAGUUCUUAAGUGGACUACACUGUAACAGAAAAAGUGGACCAAGCUUCUGUGCAAUUGAUUGGAAAGACAAUUGUAGACACACUUACUGCAAUUUCAUGUUUUCCUAUCAUCAGGCUGUACAGACCUAAUCUACUCUUCAGUGCACCACUGGGAUAGUUUUUUUAUUAAGAAAAGAUGGAGCAGGACUUUGCUUUACUAAUGAGAUAGAGGUGCCAAAGACCACAUUAACACUUCCGUUACUAUCUCUCACUCAUCCAUGGAAGCACCCAAAAAUCUUGUCUUCAGAGUUCUGGAGUGCUUAAGGGCAAAAACAUGCUAAAAUGUAAAGGCACAAUAUCGGCAUAUUGAGGUAUAUAAAAAACACAGUUGUGGGAAGUGGUUUGUUGCAUUGUUCUUGUUAAUGAGGGUAAGGCCUUUGCAUGACUGGUACAGCUGGAAGUGAGGCUUGACCUCUUUGCACUGUGAGUAUGAGUACAUUAUGACCCUAAAAUACUACUUGCCACCAUUAUUUCCCAUAUAUUCUACUAUAUACCAUUUUUUACAUUUUUAUUAGUAAUUUUAUAUUUAAAAUUUGCUGCCUGAGGACUUGACAAAUUAGGAAUAGCUGCUAACAUCAGAGCUCAAGGAGCAUAAAAUUUUAUUUUUACAAAAAGACAUGAUUUCAAAGUCUAAAUCUUUAAUUGCAGUUUGGCUUUGUGUAUAUAGCUAUACAGUGCCUCUUGGUGUAUGUACAUGCAUAUACACACAAGCACACACUGUGUGUAAUUAAACAUAUAUUGAACAAAACUGCUUACUGGAAAGAGUGAUCAUACAGUUCUUAAUUCAGUCAAAAGUUGUACAGUUCUCACCUGCUUGAGGAAUGCAAGGCCAGGUCCAAAAUGGGGCUAUAUUUAAAAUUUUUAAAUUUUAGUAGCAAUCUCUUGCUGCAAUUACGUGGCAAGUUCUCUUGGGAGUCAUAGUUCUGCAUUGAAUUUCUUUUUCACCUGCUGGCACAUUUCCCUGACUUACUCAAAAAAAAAAGUGCCAAGGUGAAUACCUAUGACUAAUAGCAUUUCUUCAGUUAUUACAUUACCUAAACCAUUUCAUAUUAAAUGACACUGGUAGAACUCACAUGCAGUUUGCUUUUGGUUUUUUCCCGGGGUUUCAGUCCAACUAAAAUGGCUAUUUAAGCAAGUUGGCUCAGUAUGUUUGAAAUUACCAUGGCAAAUGUAACAAAACCACAAAUUAACACCUACCUGGUUCUUGUUGGUUUUUAUCAGUUUGUAUUGUUGGGAAAGAAAAUUAGAAAAUUAGCAUACUAUGUUUAACCAGUUAUGUUCUGUAUUUUUGCAGUUAAUUUUAUUUUCAAAUGUUCAGUAAAACCUGAUAGCAAAGAUAAAACUGCAUUUCUUGGAGUGAUAGUAAUGUAAAGCAAAUGCUGCUUAUUUUAAGAAUGUCUUGAACUGAGUGACGUGUGAACACAGUUUAAAUAAUGACAACUUGUUUUUUAAAAGUGCAGUUAAAGUUAUAAAAUGCAAUACAGUUUUCAAAUAUUUUUUCCAGUAAAGGGGAUCCAUUGCUAUGAGUUGUACAUGAAGGAUAUUAAUGUGCAUUUCAAAUAUUUUUGUGCAUUAUCAAAAUAAUACAAUAAACAAUGUUCCUUACAAUGCAUCCUUGGUAAAACUUAGCUAAAGAAGAAAUUCUGCUGAUGUUUGGUUUUGUUAUUUAAAAUAAGCUGCGUAGAAUCUUUUAAUAUGCCCCUGGAAGCUGUGCGUGUAUGUGCAUACCUAUGUUUUCCUUUGCUUGCUUCUGGCAGACUUUGAGCAGCUAAAAAGCCAGUAUCAAAACAUCUAUAUAAAAGUCCUUUUUCUGUAUCAUCAAUGAAUCUGUUCAGUGGCAGUCUGUAAAUCUCCAAAGGUGCUUGUUAGAUCAAUACUACUUCAUAGAGCAUAAUUUAUAUUUUUUUAAGCUGAAUUCUAAGUUUAGUUAUAUCUUAAACACAGUCACAUUAAGCCACUCAUAGUAAUACUAACUCUUAGAAAUUGUGAAUUAAUUUCAUUGGUGGUAACCAUACCUUGAGUCAUGUUAUGAAAAGUGCUUCAGUAAGGAGCUUAAACAGUGGUUUUCAUCUGGUGGCUGAAUAGUCGUUUGAUAGUCUAGAUAUCUAAUUGCAUCACCACCACCAUGUCUCAGUGGGAUUUCUGUAAUAUAUCUGCAAAGUAGAAUUUCUUCAUGCAGGAUGAGGUGGGUUGUUUGUUGGUUUGUUUUGGUUUUUUUUAACACUUAUUCAUGUUUCUGGAAGAAAAUAGUAUGAAAGCAGUGAAACAGAAUGAAGUAGAGAUUGUGCUUUUGUCGGAGCUUUCAUUCUGCUGCUGAUUUUGAUACAAACUUCUAUUGUAAUGCAAAAGGAAAGUUUAAAUGUCAGCCCUACCUGAUUCCUGUUCUAGCUUGGCCCUCCCUUAAGUGCUUAAAAUUUUCUUCGUUGUAUCAAAGUCUUCAAAAUGGUGUGUGUGUUUAAUUAGCAAAAAAACCCACUUCUCUACUAUCUCAGUCUUAAAUUGCUUCUGCAGACUUGGAUGGUAUAGAUGUAUUUGAAGACUCUUUAGGCCUGUAUGUAACGUGAGGAAAUGGGGUAAGUAAUGGUAUUUGCUAAUACUUACUGCUGUAGUAGUUUAUCCAAUACAAACCACAGCUGGUACAUAACAAUUAUUAAUUUUUAAGAACCAAGUAAUCACUAUAUAAAUGCUAUGAAGCUGCAAACAUGGUUUCAUCCUAAGAUGAAAAAGGAUUGCAGUUGGUAAAAAGAACAGGAGAAAUUUAGACUUCACUUAAUGUAGUGAUCACUCUAUUGUAGGCUCAUUUGGGCUGUAUGUGCCCAGUGUUUUGCAGUAUGCUACUGUAAUUAUUUUUUCCUGGAGUUACAAUAAUCAUUCUUACAGAUGUCACGUGAGCUGUACCUGUACUGUGGCUAUAAAUAAAAUGCUCCUCUGUACUGAACAGCAUUUACAUGUUGAACUUCCCAGACACUUUAAAAAAAAAGCACACUUGUAUGCCUGGCAUAUCAGUAUGACUUAAAUGCUGUUGGGUGCCUUGCAUUUAUGAAACAAGCUUUCUUAAAUGCCUAACCUAAACUUUAAACCUAGAUUUAAAAGGUUAACUUGAGCAUUUAAAGAAAUAUGCUGCUACAUGGUCAUGCUACAGAUGCUUUAUUCUAAUGCCAGAAGUUAUUAACAUAUACUUGAAACCAUUGUAAAAUGACAUUUUUAUUAUAUGGGCUUAGCACUCCCAUGUGGACGUAGAUGGUAGUAAAUGUUAAUCGUUCUUCACUGCUGUUUUCUUAGAAAGCUAGCUGCCGGUGGGGUUAAUAGCAAGAAGGGCUGUGCUAAACUUUGCUGUGAUCUGCAGUGCUGCAUUUGCUUCCCUCCUUAAAAAAAAAAAAAAAAGGGGUAGGGGGACACAGCAGGAGAGAAGGAAAAAAAAAAAACAAAUCAAGACUAUAUUUUUGUUAAGAUACACUAUCUUUGUGUAAUGGAGAAAUAAAGCUUAGAGACAGAACUGGAAGGUAUUUUAAGAGAUGAGAGAGAGCAUUUUCUUAAUUAGAUUAUUGAAAAUCCACUUAUCUGUAUCUUGGAUGAAUUCCAACUCUGGCUUUCUCCCAUCAGUAGAAUCUGGCUUGGCAAUUUAGCUUAAGUUGUUUGGUGCUAACCCAAUUGCUUUCUCUCAUUUCAGUAGAUAUGAAGUAUAAUUUACAGUUGUAGAGACUAGAUCAUUAACUUCAGUGCAAGGUGAAAUCUCUCCAUUUACUUUAAAUGAACUUUCCCCACAGUUUUGUGGGUUUUUUUGGAUUUUGGUGGGUGCUUUUUAUUGUUUGUGUUUUGUGGUUUGGUUUUUUGUUUGUUUUGAUUGGGAGUUUUUUGUUUUGUUUUGUUUUUUUGGUUCAUUAUUGCUUGGUUUUGGUGGCUUUUUGGGGGUUUUUUGUUGGUUUUUGUUUGUUUGUUUGUUUUUUUUAACAAAAAACCCCAAACUUAAAGAAAAUGUUAAAGAUUCCCAGGGUGAUUUUGAAAACAUGUCCAAUCUAUCAGGUGUACUGGAACCAUUUUUUCUUACUAGGAGACUUAAUGGCUGUAAAGCUUCAUUGUCAAUUUUAUAUUUUUACGAUACAUAUGUUUUAUACUUACUAAGGCAGGCACACAAAAUUAGAGUGAUACUGUAAGAUUGAACACUUCUGAAUACCAGGCAUUGUACAAUUAAUGUCUUAAAUUCAGUUACUGAAAAAGGGGUCUUAAAAAUAAAAAUUUCUGCUGAACACUAUUCAAAUAAGUGUUGCUUCUUAAGUGCACAUGUGAAAACAUCAGUGUGCCACCAAAACAACUUUGCUUACAAAUUAGCCUUCAGAUGCUACUUCAUGAUGCUUCCUAGUAUCUAAAAAAAAAAAUAAAAUGGUGCAGAGAAACUGAGAAUGAAGAAAUGAAGACAGGCUUUUGCUCUAAUAUUUACCAAAAAAAUUAAGGAAGUGGAAACAUUCAAGUAUAUGGUCCUAAUAUAUUGCUACAACUCCACCUAAAUUCUAAGUAAUAGAGAAUUAAAGUGUUUAGUGUAAUAGUGCUGAAAAAAAGCCUGCAAGGAACUGAGCAGUAUUAAGUACUUCAUUCCACAGUACAGCUCUGUGUCUUGUGCUAUGGACUGUACUGGUUCUCAUCUAUAACUUACAACAUGAAAAUAAAACUGAACUCAGUGUGAGAUGCUUGGAAAUUUUUAAAUAUUAAAAUAUUAUUAGUAAAUGUUCCUAAGCUGUUCCUCCAAGCUGUCACUAGUAGUUUCUAAAACAAGAAGAAAGUGCUGCAAUGCUUAAAACAUACAGAGCUUUUUCUAGUUGGCACAAGUUUGCAUUGAUUUAAUUGUUUGAUUAAAUCUUAACCUAGAAAGCAGCACAUAAGAAUUUCAGGCUCGGUACAGGAAACUUAAAUAUUGUAGGAAAAAGUUCUAAUUCUGAACUAAUCUUUUAUUUCAGUAGAUAAUCUUUCCUAGCAGAACACUUGGAAUGCCUGCCUGAUGCUUUAAGAUGGAGUAACAAUAUUGUGCAGUCUCCAGCGUGUAUCUGAAAUACUGGUGUUGAGGAGACCUCUCCACAUGAAAAUUAAUGCUCAGGAAGAUUGGACUUGUUUUCAGGGACAAUAUUUCUAUUCCUAAGGUUUUGGACUUCAGCAAAUACUAUGAUUAGUUUGUUUUCUAUGGCAGUUUGCUGUGGGAUAACCUUCAACUUAAAGAUGCAACCCAGGAAGGAGGAGAGGGUAAACCAGCUCUUGCUGGAAGAAGUAGUUUGCGACCUUUUGAGUUCAGAUUAUAUUUGCUGCAUGCUACAGGGCUACGGGCAGUCUUAUCCAUUCUAUAGUGGAAAAAAGAUGCUCUCAACACUAAAUAUAAUGGUAUAAUACUCUUCUUAAAGUGGUACUGUGUUGGUUGGUCCAGUUCUUCCCCUAGAUGAGGAGUGUUUUUGUCCUUUGCUUGCUGUAUGGUUUUAGUUCUGGUAUGUGUCUAUGGAAAUAUGCAGAUCCAUUGUGUUCAGUGCCUAAGGUGUUUUUAGAGUCUCGUGCGUUUCUUCUAUCAAAAAUACUCUUCAUAAUUUCAGCUCUGCUUUUGUAUUUGCCUUCUGCACAGUAAAGUCCUCAGUAUUUGUGAAAUUGCAAAGACUUAUUACAGAAAGAUCAUCUUUGUGCCAACUGAGAUUAACUUUCACAGAAUAACUGUGCUGGAAUGUGUUUGAAGGUGACUUGGCUUACUUUUUUUUUUUUAACUAAAAGUGGCCAGAAACUACUCUGUCAUAAAGGCAUCUUGAGCAGUUGGGGACCCAGGGACCAUGCAGGCACGUGUGUGCCACUUCUCUGCAGCACACACAACACUGGAUGCUGUACAAAGUGUCUUCUCUGGGAAGGUGAACUAGGUUGUAUUUCCAUAGGAGCCUGUGAGCCAUCUUUGCUUGUCCUUUUGAGCUCCUUUCAGACUGAGGGCACGGUAGCAAAGGUGGCAAUAGCUAAAGAGUGUACUUACAAGCCAGAAAACUAUGAAAAGGGCUGAAAAGGCAGACCACCAUAAAAGCAGUUGGAGAACUGUGUAAUUCAAUGGAGUAUAUAAGCUGGUGUUAGUUCAGGAAUGUGAGUUGCAUUUAAAUUAUUACUGUUGUUACUAUUUGUUCGUUUGUUUUUAAUUGAAGAUGGCCAGAGGUCUGAGAAUAUCAAGAGGAAAUAUAUCUCCCUGCUUACUUUUACUGGUGAAGUGUUUGUGUAUGGACCUUAAAUAAUAUUGCUACCCCCCAACCUUUUUUCCCAUUUUCAGUAACUUGUCAGUCCUUUGUUAUUUCUGUGAAAGCUGGGUUUGCAUUCCAUUUUUUCUAUAGCUUGUUGCCACUCAAAAUGCUGCUUACAGUUUAGCCUAGGCUGCUUUGGGCUCUUGUAUUUCUCUGCUUCUAUUAACUGCCUUUUCUAAAUGGCUCAGAAUAGUAGGCUUUACAUUUGAGAAGGCUCCAGAAUUACCAUUAAAGCCAAACAGCAUUCUUGUUAGACACAUCUUUUCACAAUUUUGAAACUUCGGGUUUUUUUCAAAUGCCAAACGUUACAUGCUAGGGCAUACUUUUUAUCUCAGGAACCAAUUCUUGCUCUGUAUGUGUUUAGUACAUUCAUUUCUGUUUCUUUUCCUGAUUUAGGAGAGCAUGUGUGAGAUGUGAAAAAGAUAAAUUCUGGGUGUUUUGUGCAGUCAGGGUCGGUCACACCAAAGAAUCUGAAAGUAAAAGGGGAAAUAAUGUGCUUCUCGUGCUUUCCAAGUGACUUUAAGAGGAACUCUAAGAACUUCUGUAAAAACAGCAGAGGAUGUCACUUCAAACUGCAACAUGGUUUCAUCAUAUUUGGCUGACAGCUUUUCUUGCCUAAUUUCUCCUAUGUUAAAUCCAUAGUUUUGUUCAUCAGUUUGGGCUAUGAAUCAAACCUGGGGAAAACUAGGCAAGAAAAGACACUGGCUGCUGAGGAACCCCCAGAUAAUAAUACAGGAAUGCUGUAAUGCUUGUAUGACAAGGACCUAAUAUAUAUAAUUUUUUUGUAGCUUUAGGGUCCAGUUCUCCAAAUGCUGCACAGUACAAUGCUACAAUAACAAAUUAUACUUUUAGAGACCUUUUGUACUGCAGUUUCUACUCAUGUUUGCAAGCUGAGCUGCAUUUUAACAUAAAUUGUUCAUAAUUAGUAAGAGUUGUCUUUUAUGUUGCACAACUUUGAGGAUGACAUUUUGUAGCAUAUCAGCUAGUUUGGUUAAGUGGAUGACAACUCCUGGUUUGCUGUAUACUAGAGUUGUGACUUGCAAGACAUUGCAAUCUAUGUUGACUGUGUAAAAAAACUCAAACAAAACCCUAUUGCACUAGUUGUACUUCAAAAAAAGCAAUAAUGUGAGCAUCUUGUAGCUGUUAUCUCCAGAGGGGCUGUCAUGGUCACUUGCACUGUUGACCAUGAAUUUGGUAAAAACCUCUUAAAGAGAUUUUUCCCAUGUGGUUUACUCAGCAUAUCAAUUUGAAACUCUCUAUGGUCAGCCUUUGUACGAACAAAUGUAAAACUUUGUUGGACUAUUUUCAUGACCACUCCUAUUUUUAAAAAUCUAAAACCUAUGUCCGUUUAUGGUGCUAAUCAUCUCUUAUGAAGAGCUGGUAUUCUCUUCUUACCCAUGAACAUUAAGGAAAGCUGUUGUGACACCUUUUCAAUAAAGCAAAAUUUAUCUACAUUUUAAGCCCGCUCCAAAUGCUUUUUAUAUAAAUAUGACCCUUUUCUAUUUCUGUCUUAUAUAAAAACUGCAAAUGUUUAUAGUAAGUAUUUUUAGUGCAGGAAAACAUUAGAAGUGUUUAUGGGUUUAGGCUAGACAUCCAACAUUAAAUCUCCAUACAUGCUUAGGACAGCUCAUCUUCUGAAACUUCUAAGGCAUAGGCUGAUAGUUUAAAAAAUAAAAUCUCUGGCUUCAUCAUCAUUGAUGAAGCCCUGCAGACAGAGAGAGAGGAUGUGAUAUGGACAAAACUAUUAGGAGAAUACUGAUGAUGCAGUGUAGAUCCAUCUUUUGCUGCAACUUCUGAAAAACAAACUUGUGAAGGAACAUGACUGUGUAAACAUAUCUAAAGAACAGAAGUGAAACUUGACAUUAUUGUUCAGGCUAUUCAUGGUAGGACAUUAUAAAAACAUGUGAAAGAGCCUUAAACUAGGAUUGUUUAGAUUCUGGAACAGCCAAGUAAUAUUACUUGUUUUAAAGCUUCACAAGCAACCUUCUUUUAAGAUUAAAAUCUAUCUUGUGACUUCUGUUGCAGAAGAUACUGUGCCUUUUCCCCCACUUCCUCUUUGGUUAUGAUUUUAUGUUGUGUCUAAUGAAAGACAACACACUUCCAGUUCUUAUCAAGAGGUAUCUUGGGGCAGCAGUACCCACAUUUUCUCUUCACAGGGGAUACAAGGCCUUGAGAUUUUGUUAAUUGUUGUUAAAGGCCCCCUGCUUCUCAGUUUGCAGUUGUAAAAGUGUCCGGCUGUUACUAAUUUGGAAUCCUACUCUGAAAUAAGUGUGAUGCUCUUAACUGACAGGGACAUAGGAACAAGGGGCAGUGGGUACCACAUCUGGUUUGGUGGCUGAGCAGGGUGGCUGUGCUCUGGUACAGUCUGGAACACUGCCCCUGCUCUAAUGUGGUCACACUUCGAGGUUUUGGUCACUAAACUUUUAUCUUUCAUAUAGUGGAAUAAGUUCUCUUGAAUCACUUGCACCUGGAGUACUUCAAGAAAUAAGCGGGCUUCUUGAAGAUGUAUUUUAUAGAGCUUCUGUGUCUGCAAAGGAUAUUCCAGAUUUAGAGUAACUUCAUUUAAAGGAGAAGCAAACCCAUCAUCUAGGAUAAAAGCAAGGCUAGCUAAGUUCGUGGAGUGAAGAUGGAUAGUCGAGUAACAAUAGUUUGAACUGUCUUGCUACAUUGUUCAGCACUUGCUUUAACAGCAGGGCACUUGUAGGAGGCAAAGAUAAAGUAAUCCAAAACAGCUCUAAGCUACACUGAAAUACAACUUCCCUGUUUUUUAUUUACUAGAUGCUUCAGACAAAACUGUUUCUUUUUUAGUUUAUAAAAAAAGUGCAAUAUUAACAGAAAGAUGGAAUUAAAUAGCUGCAUGUUCAAGUGCUCUGCAAAUAUGAAACCUAUGCAAGCACAUGACAGGCACUUGAUUUUCAGCAUUAGAAUCUGCUCUCUGACAGGAAAGUGUUUCAGUGCACUAGCCUGGUUCAGAACUUCAAAUAUUUUCAAUAUUAUUUUGACAAGGAGAGUGGUUUUUAUUGUGAAUGAAGUGCCUGUGGAAAUAAAAAUCCAAAAGUUGCCUGCAAGCUUAAAUAAAACACAUAAAACCACAGCCCAUACUUCAAGAGAGUGGGUGCUAGCUCAACUGUAUAGAAUAACUGGUCAACAGUCAUAGGUGUUGAUAGGAUUCCAAGGCUAGAAUGAAAUUUUAAAGAGAAAUAACACAUUACUUUUGAGAGUUUACUGUGUUAAUUAAUGUUUCUGCUUGGGCCUUAUCUCUGUAAGUUGUUUAAAGAAAAAAUAGUUAAUUUGAAAUUUUGGGGGUUUUUUAAACACUCAUUUUAGUCAGUCUUUAGUGGUUGGUUUGUUGGUUGCUUUUUACACGGAGAUUUUACCUUCUAAAAGUAGAGUCACCAAAUGCUUUGCUUACUCAAUUUAGAGGAAAACAGUUUGGGGAAUGGAUUUCCCUUAAGUGCAGGCUUUAAUGGAGGUGGUUUUUAUUACAGUGAUACUAGGACAGAGGAGGAAGAAUUUCCAAGGAAAGAAUUAUAGUGAUAAAAUUUGUAUAUGUACUUAUUUUGUGUAUGCAGAUUACUACUAAAGGACUUGGUUAUAUUUUACUGUUAAUUUUAUGAUUUUAAAAAGUCUAUUUUAAUGGAAAAACUGACUUCAGAGUUGCAACAACUUGUUAUUUUAAAGUAGAAUCAUCCAUUUAAUGAUACUUCAGAGCAAACUUUACAUUUGCUCAGUAAAUUCACUUAAAGAUAUGUAAGUAUCUUCAUUUUUAUAAAAAUGAAUGUGAAAUUUAAUCUCUGGGCAACCUAGAAUUGGCCGUAUGCCACUGAAAACAAUCUUUCAACUGCAUAUGGAGGCAAGGAGUGCUGCCCCCAUAUGCAGUUGCUUCUCAACCAGACCAAGAAGGAAGUGAGGCUAAUUCUUCUAUAAAGAAAACAGGCAAAACGGGUAAUGUUUCAGCUGUGCUGAAUAGCUUAGCUCCUUAUUUUCCUACUGCAGAACUUGACUUUCCUUGUGGCUCAGAGUUAAAAUCUUUGGAUCAGAUAAGACACUUGUGUUUUUCUGUAUUUUUCUAAUAUAUGCUUUUUAUUAGUAUACAUUGUAAUUAACCACAGUUUCUGCCAAAUAUGGACAAAAAAAAGCUGCAUUCUCUUCUACCAGUUUAAACCUGUGACCUUAGUUUUUCUACUUUGUUUUUCCAUGGCUAGUAAAAUAAUAACUUGCUGUUUAUAUUAAAUUAAAAAGAGAUUGCCUUAAUUGCUUGGUGGAAAACUAACCUUGACCACUUGAAGCUUUAUGUAAGACUAAAAUUCCUGUAACUUCUGUAUAAUUGCAAUAAAACCUUUUAAAUAUAGUCUAGCCACUA
Messenger RNA from Apus apus (common swift), 12208 nucleotides. RefSeq names its product sphingomyelin synthase 2 (gene SGMS2). The transcript is spliced from 6 exons. The record is from RefSeq and is a predicted model, not a curated record. Gene Ontology annotation, molecular function: sphingomyelin synthase activity; ceramide cholinephosphotransferase activity. Gene Ontology annotation, biological process: sphingomyelin biosynthetic process; ceramide biosynthetic process. The coding region runs from base 407 to 1504 and encodes 365 amino acids. Gene Ontology annotation, cellular component: Golgi membrane; endoplasmic reticulum membrane. NCBI's taxonomy places the organism in Eukaryota, Metazoa, Chordata, Aves, Apodiformes, Apodidae.